UGUCUCAAAGCGAAGGCGGAAAUACAGAGGAGCUUAUCCUCUCGCUUCAGGGCGACACUUCCGGGUCUGGCCCCUGUUCGAGGUGAAUCUGACAGCCACCGUCUUCCAGGACCAAAGACCGUUGAGGGUUGCAGUCAUGUCGGCAGCUGCUCCGGGGACCAGCAAGGCGGCCCAUAGCGAUGUGGCUGCGAAGAAAAAGAAGGGACCCGGUGCCCUGGCCACGGCCUACUUGGUCAUUUACAACGUUGUUAUGACAGCGGGGUGGCUGGUGAUAGCUGUGGGUCUGGUCAGAGCUUACCUGGCCAGAGGUAGCUACCAUGGGCUGUACUACUCCAUAGAGAAGCCUCUGAAGUUCUUUCAGACUGGAGCUCUUCUGGAGAUACUGCACUGUGCUGUAGGAAUCGUACCGUCCUCUGUGGUCCUGACUGGAUUCCAGGUCAUGUCCCGGGUCUUCCUCACCUGGGCCGUCACACACAGCGUCCGGGAGGUGCAGAGUGAGGACAGCGUGCUGCUGUUUGUCACAGCCUGGACUGUCACAGAGAUUAUCCGCUACUCUUUCUACACCUUCAGCCUACUCAAUCACCUGCCGUACCUCAUCAAAUGGGCAAGGUACACUUUUUUCUUUGUGCUGUAUCCCAUGGGAGUGACUGGGGAACUGCUGACUAUCUAUGCAGCACUGCCAUACGUGCAGAAGACAGGCCUGUACUCUGUCACUCUCCCCAACAAGUACAACUUCUCUUUCGACUACUACACUUUCCUCAUCCUCAUCAUGAUCUCCUACAUUCCCCUCUUCCCCCAGCUUUACUUCCACAUGAUACGACAGAGGAAGAAGGUGCUGGGCCACGUAGAAGACUACAGCAAAGUGGAGUGAGCCAAGCAGCAUUCAGACCGAUCUGAUGAAGGGAAAAGAAACAAAACCAAUGUCUGCUUAAAGAAACGUGAGCCAGUUUUCAAACUGCUAGAGCUGACCUGGCAGAAGAUCCAAUUAUCAAGCAACUUUAUAUAUUUUUUUCCAGCUGUUGUCCGGGUUCUAUAGAUGCUCACAAAUCACGAACAAACUACUGUUUUAUUUUUGUUGUCGUUUUUUUUUUUUGAUGAACAAACUGCAGUUACUUUUGUUUAGUCAGGGAGCCUGCAACUGUAAAGAAACUGUAUCUUGAUUCGGAUACAGUUGAGCUGCUGUCUGAGCACUAAGCAGAACUCGGUCACAGCAAAGCAUUGGACUGAAAGAAUGGAUAACCUCCGUUUUAAAUGUCAAUAUAAAAAAUCCCCAAUAGAUUUUUCACCUCCCCAUGGCUCAUCUUUUGGUCUCUUUUAAAGAAGCAGUUGUGCUUUACUCUAGCUAUGUAGAAAGAAUACUGAAGACUAGUACUGAAACUAGGUUGUAGGUUUUGCAUCCACAGUGUGUGUGUUGGUGCAAACUGUAGUCCUGAUUUGUAAUUUUGUUUUGUCUUUCAUUCAUUUCAGUCAAAAGUUUAAUUACAUUCCUAAGUUAGUUCAAUAAACCUUUUUCAUUCUGUGCUUGCAUGGUUUUCGAUCUAUUUUUCUCGUGUGUUAGCUGCUGUUUGUUUGGAUGUAGUUUUGACUUCUCUUUUAGUUGCAUUCUUAGUGGUUUGACAUUGAUCAUGUUGACUUAAUGAAGCUCAGGUUUCCCAGUGAUGACUGUGAGUUGUGUCUUUUGAUGUCCUCAUUGUUUGAUGUUUAGGUGGAUUAUACAUUAAUAACUUGAAGUAGCCAGUAUUUUUCCCAUCACACAUCCAUCCAAGUGAGCAAACAUCCCUCCUCUCCUUAUGUGAUUGCAUUUUCUUUUUUUUAACUAUUGAAAGUAACUAAUUUCAGCAUUUAUAGCUCCAAUAAAGUGAUACUUUAUAAACCUUUUAAAUUGGAACACACACUUUUAUUAAUGCUUUAUUAAGCUCUCAGUCUUCAGUUUUCAUCUCUUCUCUUAUUAAUUAAAGAGGUCAGUGGGUCUUAUAAAUGUUAGACUUUUAUUACAAGACAUAAGUUAUGGGACACUUAAAAAAGAACAGCACAGCAUAGAGUAGCAGCAGUGUUUUCUGAUGAAAUUAGCUUUGCUAUGUAACAAACAAAACCGCAUUGUAGCCUAAAUAUAUGUUAGAUGGGUGUAUAGACUUUUAUUUUGAAAUACAGAGUGAUGGCGCUAUACUUUGGUACAUAAAACUGGUGGUCCUUAAAUUAAGUAGAGCUAUGUCAGCUAAACUACUAAUCCUAAGUGACAUGUCCCUGUCAAUGGGGGAUUAAUGCUUUAGAAGGAAGUGAACAGACUGUACUGAAUUCAAUUGGUGAGCUCAUAGUCAUGCCUUUACAAUGAGGUGAUCAUAAUAACGUACAGUACAGAGAGAGAACUGUGAAUCAGAUUUCCAUUUUCCAGAGUUCCAUUUUUUUAUGUUUUGUUUGUAAUGGUCAGAUUUGAUGCAAAAUACAUAAUGUUCACUCAUU
Molecule: messenger RNA, 2460 nt
Organism: Perca fluviatilis (European perch)
Lineage: Eukaryota; Metazoa; Chordata; Actinopteri; Perciformes; Percidae
Gene: hacd2
Product: 3-hydroxyacyl-CoA dehydratase 2
Exons: 7
Coding region: 137-871 (244 amino acids)
Biological process (GO): very long-chain fatty acid biosynthetic process; sphingolipid biosynthetic process; fatty acid elongation
Cellular component (GO): endoplasmic reticulum membrane
Molecular function (GO): 3-hydroxyacyl-CoA dehydratase activity
Source: RefSeq, a predicted model, not a curated record